Molecule: messenger RNA, 2230 nt
Organism: Panicum hallii
Lineage: Eukaryota; Viridiplantae; Streptophyta; Magnoliopsida; Poales; Poaceae
Product: E3 ubiquitin-protein ligase WAV3-like
Exons: 2
Coding region: 62-2017 (651 amino acids)
Source: RefSeq, a predicted model, not a curated record
CUCGGCAGAUACUCACUGUCCAGGUGAACAAACUCUCUGCAGCUAUCUCGCAAACCUUUACAUGGAAGGUUCCGACCAGAGCAAUCCUUGCGCCAUAUGCCUCGGCGGCAUGGACGCCGGCGGCGGGCAGGCCAUCUUCACGGCGGAGUGCUCCCACACGUUCCACUUCCACUGCAUCUCCGCCAGCGUCGCGCACGGCCACCUCGUCUGCCCGCUCUGCAACUCGCAGUGGCGCGAGCUCCCGUUCGUGCGCCCGGAACAGCCGGUGCCGCCCGCGCUGCCGCAGCAGCCGCCGAUGCCACGGCAUGAGCCCAUCCACCACGUGCAGCCACCGCCGAUCAGGCGUCGGCCGAUGCACGGCGUGCAGCCACCGCUCCAGCCUGCGGAGCCAGCAGUGUUCGACGACGACGAGCAGGUGGAGCCGCCCUCUGGCGUCGACGGCCAGGGACAAGCGGCGGCUGCAUCCGGUGGAUCUAUGGUCGUCGUGACGCACACCGAGUACUCCGCCGUCGCAAGAGACUCCUCUCAUGACAACUUCGCCGUCCUCGUGCACGUCAAGGCUCCCGGGAUAACUGGCGGCGAAGGGUCGGCCGGCGACGCGACACGCGCGUCUCUCGACCUCGUGACGGUGCUCGACGUCAGCGGCAGCAUGAGCGGGGAAAAGCUCGCGCUUCUGAAGCAGGCCAUGGGAUUCGUCAUCGACAAUCUCGGGCCCCACGACCGCCUCAGCGUCGUGUCCUUCUCCAACGGGGCGCACCGCGUGACCAGGCUCCUGCGGAUGUCGGACGCCGGGAAGGGUCUCGCCAGGAGCGCCGUGGCGUCCCUCGUCGCCCGCGGCGGCACAAACAUCGCCGAGGGGCUCCGGACGGCAGCCAAGGUGCUCGACGAGCGCCGGCACAGGAACCCCGUAUCCAGCGUUAUACUCCUCUCUGACGGCCAGGACAACUACACCAUGACGCGACGGGGACAGGGCAGCAUCCCCAACUACGAGGCCCUCGUGCCGCCGUCGUUCAUGCGUACUGCCACCGGCGACUGGUCCGCGCCCAUCCACACGUUUGGCUUCGGCAACGACCACGACGCGGCGGCGAUGCACGUCAUCGCCGAGGCCGCCAGCGGGACGUUCUCGUACAUCGAGAACGAGGCGGUCAUCCAGGACGCGUUCGCGCAGUGCAUCGGCGGGCUGCUCACCGUGGUGGUCCAGGAGGCGCGCGUUGCCAUCUCUUGCGGGCACCCGGGAGUGCGCAUCAGCUCGAUCAAGUCCGGCCGUUACGAGAGCAGCAUCGACGAGGAUGGCCGCUCUGCCUCGAUCGCCGUUGGCGAGCUCUACGCGGACGAGGAGAGGCGCUUCUUGCUUUUCCUAGCCGUUCCAGUAGCGGACGGCGACGCCGAGACUACUCUGAUCAAGGUGAGUUGCGGUUACCACGACGCGGCGGGUGGCGCCGACGUCAACGUGACGGCGGAGGACACGGUGCUGUCGAGGCCAGAGCACGUGGUGGACGCGGAACGCUCAAUAGAGGUGGAGCGGGAGCGCGUCCGGGUUGAGGCGAGCGAGGACAUCGCGGCGGCGAGAGCUGCCGCAGAGCGUGGAGCGCACCAGGAGGCGGUGGAGAUACUCGAGAACAGGCAGCGGGCGGUGGAGCAGUCGGAGGCAGCACGGGGCGGCGACCCCACGAGCGCGGCGCUCGGGGCCGAGCUGCGCGAGAUGCGCAUGCGCUUGGCGAGCCCGGCGAGCUACCUCCGGUCGGGGCGCGCGUACGCGCUCGCCGGCAUCAGCUUCCACGCGCAGCAGCGCGCAAACUGGAGGUCGGUGGAGCAUCAAAGCGCAGCAACGGGCGGCAUGCAGACGCUGUCCGAGUCGGUGAACUCGAUAGCAGGCGCGUCAAGGGUGUCUUCUAAUGCGGCAGCGGCGGAAGGGACGGCGAACAAUGCGAAUGAGACAUCGUCGUUCGCGACGCCGGCCAUGCGCGCCAUGCUGCUGCGGUCGCGGAAGGCGCGGGAGGCGUCGGCCGGGCAGUAGCAGUCCGAGGUAGGAGAAGAAACAGCAAGCUCUGGACCAAUGGAAGAAGUAACCAAGUAGACUUGUUGCAUUGUGCUUGCUAUCUAGAUCCACUGAAUCCUGUCAUGGAAUAUAAGUUCGUAAUUUUGUCUUGUCUUUGGUUUUAUAUGUUCAAAUUUGUGAGAGGACUGAAUGAAUUCGUUUGUGGAGCAAGACUUUGCUCGGCCUCUAUUA